UUCCCAAUCGGGAACAAAUUCAACGCACCUCACACCCACGCCUCGCCCCUUCACACACCCACACGGCCACACCACACUGACGCUACCCCGGCGAUGGCGGCCGGCGGCGGCGAGCUGAAGCUGCUGGGGACGUGGGCGAGCCCGUUCGUGCAGCGGGUGCGCCUCGCGCUGCACCUCAAGGGGCUGACGGACUACGAGUUCGUGGAGGAGGACACCGCCAACAAGAGCGAGCUGCUGCUCGCCUCCAACCCCGUCCACAAGAAGGUCCCCGUGCUCCUCCACCGCGGCAACCCCGUCUGCGAGUCCCAGGUCAUCGUCCAGUACCUCGACGACGCCUUCCCCGGUUCCGGCGCCGGCGGCCUCCUCCCCGCCGACCCCUACCGCCGCGCCGUCGCCCGCUUCUGGGCCACCUACAUCGACGCCAACUUCUUCGCGGCGUGGAACAAGUCGUUCUACACGGCGUCGGCGGAGGAGAAGGCGGCGGAGAUGGAGAAGGCGUGGGCGGCGCUGGCGACGAUCGAGGGCGCGUUCGCGGAGCUGUCGGAGGGGAAGGGGUUCUUCUCCGGCGAGGACCGGCCCGGGUACGUGGACGUGGUGCUGGGCGGGUUCGUGGGCUCCAUGCGCGCGUACGGGGCGGCCGUCGGCGUGGACGUCCUCGACGCCGGCAGGACGCCGCUGCUGGCGGCGUGGGCGGAGCGGAUCGCGGCGCUCGACGCCGCCAAGGGGGUCAUCCCGGAGGUCGAACGCAUGGUGGAGCUCUCGCGCUCCGUCAACAAGAAGUGAAAUUAAAGCUAGCAGCUUUUGCUAAACCAAAUCCAUGUUCGCCGCUAGCGUUUCAGAAGCUUUUGCAGGAAUAAAUUUGAACCAUGUGCGAUUUUGUUUUUGUUUCGUCGAAAUAAAAGUGACAUUUCCAGGUUUCACAGUGGUUUCAGUUGGAUCAGGUUCCUCUCAAUCCGUUUCAAUUAUAUUG
This is a messenger RNA of Oryza brachyantha (malo sina), 970 nucleotides long. Its product is annotated as probable glutathione S-transferase GSTU6. The transcript is spliced from 2 exons. NCBI's taxonomy places the organism in Eukaryota, Viridiplantae, Streptophyta, Magnoliopsida, Poales, Poaceae. The record is from RefSeq and is a predicted model, not a curated record. Gene Ontology annotation, cellular component: cytoplasm. Gene Ontology annotation, biological process: glutathione metabolic process. Bases 94 to 783 code for a protein of 229 amino acids. Gene Ontology annotation, molecular function: glutathione transferase activity.